Molecule: messenger RNA, 2306 nt
Organism: Theobroma umbraticum
Lineage: Eukaryota; Viridiplantae; Streptophyta; Magnoliopsida; Malvales; Malvaceae
Product: protein SHOU4-like
Source: RefSeq, a predicted model, not a curated record
GUACUUCAACCUACAUCAAGUAAGUAUAAACGUAAGCGCUAUACAACGUAUCGAGUAAAUAUUUUUAAGGAGGAGGAAAUAAUCCCGUACCAGAACAGGAUGGUAAUGGGAGAGGAGCCAUCGAACUUCUUUCUAGAGGAUAAGGAUGGAAAGGUAAAUUCACAAAGCCAAAAAAAGAAUUAGUAAAGGCUGUGGACCCGCGGGCCGUGGCACAUCAAUCCUCCCGAAAACCUCAAACAGCGAACGGCGCACCGCCAUUUCAAAGAGAAAAGGACGCACAUGUCAUUAUUGCGUUUCUGCUUACUCGUUUUUGUCAUUUCAUCUUGCUCCCACUCCCCAAUACUCCUACUCUAACUCCCAUCACUCUCCACUCUCUCUGCAACUCCCCAAGCUCUUUCUCGCUCUCUCUCUCUCUCUCUCUCUUCACUGUGUUUGUUGUUAUAGCAAAGAUAAAUAAAAAGAAAAGGGGAAAGAAUGGGUUCUCGUAUUCAGUCUCACCAGCUGAGCAAUGGGCUGGUGGUGUCGGGCAGGCCGGAGCAGCUGAAAGAGAGGCAACCGACAAUGUCGUUGCGGGCAGUACCGUACACAGGUGACGUUAAAAAAUCCGGGGAGUUAGGCAAAAUGUUCGACAUCCCAGUGCUUGAUCAGUCCUCAUCCAACGGACCUUCUUCGAAUCCCAACUCCAAGCAGCAACAGCAACUUGUGCAACCUUCACGUACUUCCUCUUCUUCUCAGCCCAACAGUGGAUCCGUCCGAUCUGGGUCCAACUCAGGCCCGAUCAGGAAGUCCUCCGGGCCCAUGCCCCUUCAGCCUACCGGGCUCAUCACCUCAGGUCCUCUCAGCUCGGGUCCCAGGAGGUCGGGGCAGCUCGGCCAGGCCGAGCAAGCGGUUGCUGCGUCGGGGAAAGCAGGGUACGGGCCGGGGGUGACGAGUCUCGGGGAAGGGAUGAGGUUUGGAUUUAGGGUGUCGAAGGCAGUGGUUUGGGUGGUGAUGGUGGUGGUGGUGAUGGGGCUGUUGGUGGGGGCGUUUCUGAUGGUGGCAGUGAAGAAGGUUGUGGUUCUUGGGGCGGUUGGUGCGGUGGUGGCGCCCCUGGGUUUGGUAGUUUGGAAUUGUAUUUGGGGAAGGAAAGUGGUGGGGUACGUGAGGAGGUACCCGGAUGCUGAGCUUAGAGGUGCUGUUGAUGGCCAAUACGUGAAAGUUACGGGGGCCCUUGUUCCUAUAGCUGAGAGGAAAUCUCUGGAUGGUGUGGCAUACAUGAUCUCAAAUUUGAAUAUUGGUGGGGUUGUCACCUGUGGCAGCAUUCCUUUGGAGUCAUCUUACCAGAGGGUGCCCAGAUGUGUAUACGUUUCCACAGAAUUGUACGAGUAUAAAGGAUGUGGUGGUAAAUCCGCAAACCCUAAACAUCAUUGCUUCUCCUGGGGAUGUAGACAUUCUGAGAAAUACGUUGCUGAUUUUUACAUAUCAGACUUCCAAUCUGGAUUAAGAGCAUUAGUCAAAGCAGGCUAUGGAGCUAAGGUUGCUCCAUUUGUCAAACCAGAAACUGUAGCUGAUAUAACAAAGGAAAACAGGGACUUAUCUCCAAGCUUUUUACGCUGGCUAGCAGAGCGCAAUCUCUCUAGUGAUGACCGUAUAAUGCGCCUAACGGAGGGUUACAUAAAAGAAGGGAGCACUGUAAGUGUGAUGGGGGUUGUCCGACGCCAUGAUAAUGUACUCAUGAUUGUUCCACCAUCAGAACCUAUCUCAACAGGCUGUCAGUGGAGCCAGUGCCUCCUCCCAACAUAUGUUGACGGUCUUAUAUUUACAUGUGAUGAUAAUCAGAAUGAUGAUGUUGUCCCUGUGUAGUUACAUCCCAUUUCGAAUUAGUUUUUAUUUGCAACUGGAUGCCAAAAGUAAAUACUGUUAGUGAUGGAAAAAGGUGGGAAUAUCACAAUGCCAUAUUACCGUCUUCCUGUUCCUGCUAAUCAAGUGCAUGCAAAUGGGGUAGAAGACACAGAACAGCAAGACUGGAAUCCCAUCAUAAUCAAGGAUAAUCUACUCCUAAAUCAGCGUGCCUCAGCAUUAUGACUGAGUUACAUUAGGGGAAGUAAGGGUUUUCUUUUGCCUGAAGCUAGAAUAUGUUGUAUUGUGAAGAUCCAUGAGUUUGAGUUAAUGUACAUAAGUUGCAGAGGAACCCUUAAGGGGUUCAGAAAUGGUUGGUUUCUUUAUAGCCUCUGUAAAAAUUUUGUCUUUUGAGUUUUUAACUGUUUUUCACUUGAAUCAUGUGCAGUGUUGAUAAAUUACAUGGUAUAGAUGCUAAUAUUGCAACA